AGGGAUCAAAGAUAUGCAGGCAGAUUCACUAUUAUUAGAAAGACCUCAAGUCUUGCAAGAUCAAAGUCUUGGUAUAAAGUGCAUGUCUUCCCAUUUAAUUCUGCCUCAACCCCACCACUGCUCCCUGCCCCCGACCAAAAAAAAAAAAAAAAAAAAAAACUCCAAGAAGCAGCUAUUUGUGCAACUUUAGAUCUGAAAUCUCAGUGAGUACGUAGUAUAUAAAUACUAUGGAACUUGCAUGACGCAGAUCUCUGCUCUCCUCCUAGGCCGCCCAUGGAGGACUCUCAGACACUCUUGACCCCUGUGGUGAGCUGUGGGCCUCCAGGAGCUCUGCUGACCCGCCCUGUCAUCCUCACUAUGCAUCACUGCGCAGAUCCCAAUACCGAGGACUGGAAGAUACAGCUCAAGAACCAGGCAGCGCAGGGACAGUGGGAGGAUGUGGUGGUGGUCGGAGAGGAAAACUUCACCACCCCCUGCUACAUCCAGCUGGACGCAGAGGCCUGCCACCUCCUCUCUGAGAACCUUGGCACCUACUCCCUGGUCGGGCAGUCCACCACCAAAGCAGCCACCAAGCGCCUGACGCUGGCCAUCUUCGGGCCGCUCUGCUGCUCCUCUCUGGAGUACAGCCUCCGAGUCUACUGUCUGGAUGACACUCAAGAUGCCCUGAAGGAAGUCUUGCAGCUCGAGAGACAGAUGGGAGGACAGCUCCUAGAAGAACCUAAGGCUCUUCACUUCAAAGGCAGUACCCACAACCUGCGCCUGUCCAUUCAUGAUGUCGCCCAUUCCCUCUGGAAGAGCAAAUUGCUGGCCAAAUAUCAGGAAAUUCCUUUCUACCACAUCUGGAGUGGGUCUCAGAGAAACCUCCACUGCACGUUCACUCUGGAAAGAUUUAGCCUGAACACAGUGGAGCUGGUCUGCAAACUCUGUGUGCGGCAGGUAGAGGGAGAAGGGCAGAUCUUCCAGCUAAACUGCACCGUGUCCGAGGAACCUACUGGCAUCGAUUUGCCUCUGCUGGAUCCAGCGAGCACCGUCACCACCAUGACGGGACCCAGUGCUUUCAGCAUCCCUCCCCCUAUCCGGCAGAAGCUCUGUAGCAGCCUGGAUGCCCCACAGACGAGGGGUCAUGACUGGAGGAUGCUGGCCCAUAAGCUAAACCUGGACAGGUACUUGAAUUACUUUGCCACCAAAUCAAGUCCAACUGGCGUCAUCCUGGAUCUCUGGGAGGCACAGAACUUCCCCGAUGGAAACCUGAGCGUGCUGGCAGCUGUCUUGGAGGAGAUGGGAAGACACGAAACAGUAGUGUCGUUAGCAGCAGAAGGGCAGUAUUGACCCAGGCUGGGGCUGAGAGCGAAGCAGGAGAGUCACAGGGAGUCUGUGGACGUCCAGGGGCUCAGAGCUGAGGAGGAAACUCGGUCUAGACCAGUGAGCUCCACAGGCAAGAUUGCAGCGGGAGAGAGAAGGAAAACAGACACAACUACCAAUAUACAUGCCCACUCUACUCGGACAUCGUCACAGGAGUUAAGAACAAUUGUACAAAUGUGUAUCUUGAAUUUAGAAAUCAACCUCAUUUUCCUCUUAGUUGGGCUGUAUGCUGUGUGGUACAGGAUCUUACAGUUUCCUAGGAAACGCUUUUUAUUGCUAUCCAGAUCUAUGGAUAAACUUUCUUAACAAACCCAGUUUCUACAAACGUUGUUUACAUCAAAUUGGACAGGGAUGCAGACACUGUCCAUGGCUCGUUCUAUUUUUGUUUAAAUCAUUUGAAGUUGAAGCUGUGGACGGUUUGCUGUGUCUCUUUCAGAUUAGUAAUUUACAGAGAAAUCACAGACUUUUCCUACAAAUCAUGUGCAUCAAGUGUCUCAGAGAUAAUCCUCCCAUCAGUGUUCUGUUUCUAGAACUUGUAGAACCAGUGUUACUGUUUGUAUCGGGGAAGUGGAGAACCUAAGUAUAAAGGAGAGAGAGCUAAGACUUCCUUAUUCCUUGAGGGUACCCACCUCACGCCCUUGGGGAAUAAAGUUAUAGCGUGGCAGGGAAGACAGGGAUUCACGUUCAGCCACACAAACAAGCAUUUUUUCCACAACAUGUGUGUUUGUAAUAUGCAACUUGAAGUGGUUUUUUUUUUUAAAAGAAAGGUAUUAUUAUUAUCAUCAUCAUUAUUAUUGAUGAGUAUUUACAAGUAUUCUAGUAAAAGGAUUUUCUUUUAACUUGUUUUUGUUAGCAGUACUGUUAGUAUUUAGGUAUUGACCUGACCCGGGCACCUUCUCAUAACAAGGUGGGCGUGGUCACCAGUUUAAUUAAACAGGCAUUGCUUCCCUGACCUUUUAUCUUUCUCCCAUCAUUCUGCCUGGAAAGGAGGUAAAUGCUCACUGGCCUUGUCAGUCUGUCUGGU
Molecule: messenger RNA, 2386 nt
Organism: Aethalodelphis obliquidens (Pacific white-sided dolphin)
Lineage: Eukaryota; Metazoa; Chordata; Mammalia; Artiodactyla; Delphinidae
Product: netrin receptor UNC5C-like
Exons: 6
Coding region: 274-1329 (351 amino acids)
Biological process (GO): axon guidance; netrin-activated signaling pathway
Cellular component (GO): membrane
Molecular function (GO): protein binding; netrin receptor activity
Source: RefSeq, a predicted model, not a curated record